AUGAUAUGGGCAGUGAUUAAGCAGACCCCCCAAUUCAUAGCGUCCGACUUGUAUGUAACUGUUAAGGCUGUUAGAUUCCAUGCUAGUGCAAGUUCACAGCAUGGCAGUGGGGUGGAAGAGCCACACUCAUCGUCGCUUGACGUGCAUCCUUCCUUUGCCAAUGCCAUGCUUUUCCCCUACAAUAAUCAACCAUGUAGUGCGGUUGAUCAUUUGGACAACACUGAAGUGUUGGGCGCCACCCAUACACAUGACGUAGGAGGGUCUAGUCACACAUAUGGACGUGCCCAAGCUGAUAUGGAUGAGGAAAUUGAUAUUGAUGCCAGCCGAGAUGUGUACGAAGAGUUCAUUGAUACUAAUGAAUCGGUGGACAACGCGGAGGUCUUAGAUGUACCACUGAUCGAAAUUAACGAGGAGGAUUGCCUUACAACAGUUCUUAUCCCAGAAUGGUUCACAUCAAACACAUGGGACAAUAUUAAUGACCCAUCACCUGCAUUAGGUACAGGACAUCUUACAAGUUGGCAUAAAGGUGACCACCCAGCAACGGGGAUGCUAUUCAAGAAUAAAGCCUCUGUUCAAUAUGUGUUGACCCUCUACUCUGUGGAGCAUAAUAAGAAAUACAAGGUCAUCAAGUCUGACACCAAUAGGCUGGUAGUGUGGUGCAUACAUAAGGCAUGUCUGUGGUCAAUUCGGGCUAAUUGCAGCAAGAAGCACGGGAUGUGGGUUAUCAGUACAUGUAAGGGUCCCCAUAGUUGCUCAUCCCUCCAACUAGCGACUGAUGGGCAGAUGAUGGAUUCAAAGUUCAUCUCCAUUGCACUUGAGAAGUAUGUACAGAAGGAGCUAACCCAAAAGAAGGCAGCUGCGCGUAUUUAUGGGGAUUUUGAUGAGUCGUACGCGAAAUUGCCACGAUUUCUAGCUACAUUGUCCGAUGCAAAUCUGGACACUGUGACCACGUUAAAGUGUGACCCCCAUGUCCUGAGGACUUGUAUCUUCAACUCCGCGUUUUGGGCUUUCAGUUUGUGUAUUAGAGGGUUCAAGCAUUGCAGACCAGUGAUAAGCAUAGAUGCAACGCACCUUUAUGGCAAGUAUAAAGGAAAGCUAUUGAUAGCAAUGGCAAAAGAUGGUAACAACGAGGUUUAUCCACUCAUAUUUUCCGUUGUCGAAAGCGAGAGCACGGAGACGUGGGGAUGGUUCUUGGCAUGCCUGUUGACCUAUGUUAUAGACCGGACCAAUUUAUGUAUAAUAUCCAACAGGCAUCGUGAGAUACAAUCAUGCUUCGAUGACACCACUAGGGGCUACUUGCAACUGCCCUUAACCCAUCACCAGUAUUGCCUCUGCCAUUUAGUAAGCAAUAUUAACACUAACUUCAAUAGUGUGCUAUUGAAGAACUUGGUAUGGAAGGUAGCAACUGCGAAUUAA
Molecule: messenger RNA, 1416 nt
Organism: Quercus robur (English oak)
Lineage: Eukaryota; Viridiplantae; Streptophyta; Magnoliopsida; Fagales; Fagaceae
Exons: 2
Coding region: 1-1416 (471 amino acids)
Source: RefSeq, a predicted model, not a curated record